GUGUAGGAGGAGCAUACACGAGGUAUAAAAGAACCCAAAGCUAGAAACGUCUUCGAUAUCGUUCAAAUCACAGACAGAGUGAGUGAGAGGACAGAGGAAGAGGACUGCAGCCCCCCCCUCCGCUCUCAUGCCUCCGUUCCUGCUCCUGUUGUUCCUUCUGUCUGGACCAGCUUCUGACCAGACUGUGGUAACAGUGUAUCCUGGACAGGAUGUUACUCUACCAUGUCGGGCUGCUGAUUCCAACAUCAGUGUUUUAGAGUGGAGCAGACCGGACCUGGAGCCAGACUACGUCCUCUUAUGCAGAGACGGACACCUGGAUCCAUACCACCAGCAUCCGUCCUAUAAGGACAGGGUGGACGUGGUGGACAGAGAUCUCAAGGACAAAGACGUGUCUUUAACUCUGAAGAAUGUGGACAUCAACGACACUGGAACAUACGAGUGUCGAGUUGCACCAAGUGGUUCAGGACGGAAAAAGAGAACCAUCAUCGACUCUGAGCCAAUCAGAAUCAUGCGUCUAAAGGUUACAGACUCAGGUUCAACCUGGGCCUCAUCUUCUCACCCUGCUCAUUAA
This is a messenger RNA of Etheostoma spectabile (orangethroat darter), 571 nucleotides long. RefSeq names its product nectin-4. Gene Ontology annotation, biological process: cell surface receptor signaling pathway; negative regulation of T cell proliferation; immune response. The transcript is spliced from 4 exons. The record is from RefSeq and is a predicted model, not a curated record. The coding region runs from base 128 to 571 and encodes 147 amino acids. Lineage: Eukaryota; Metazoa; Chordata; Actinopteri; Perciformes; Percidae. Gene Ontology annotation, cellular component: external side of plasma membrane.